Phialemonium atrogriseum is the source of this 1752-nucleotide messenger RNA. RefSeq names its product 6-phosphogluconate dehydrogenase. Gene Ontology annotation, molecular function: ketol-acid reductoisomerase activity. Bases 150 to 1364 code for a protein of 404 amino acids. Lineage: Eukaryota; Fungi; Ascomycota; Sordariomycetes; Cephalothecales; Cephalothecaceae. The record is from RefSeq and is a predicted model, not a curated record. Gene Ontology annotation, biological process: L-valine biosynthetic process. The transcript is spliced from 5 exons. Gene Ontology annotation, cellular component: mitochondrion.
GUAAUUGACAGGGACCGAAGUCGGUGUCUGGCCCCAGAGCUAGGAGCAAAAAUAAAAAUUUCAACCCGCAAACCGGUGAACCUGUAUAAAGAGUCAACCGCAUUUCCAGCACCUCCCCAACAAACCAUCUCCACUCAAUUCACAUCAUCAUGUCCUCCCGAACCUUCUCCAGGGCUCUUCGCUCGCCGUUGGGCCGCCAAUUGGCCUCGCCUGCCGUUCAGAGGCGCACCUUCGUCUCUGCCCUGAACGCUGUUCGGGCCACCGCCGUUUCUGGUCGUGCUACUGUGUCGGUCCCUGCCCAGCAGACCCGCGGUGUCAAGACCAUCGACUUCGCCGGCUCGAAGGAGGAGGUUUAUGAGCGUGAGGACUGGCCCAAGGAGAAGCUCUUGGAUUACUUCAAGAAUGAUACCCUCGCUCUGAUCGGCUACGGCUCGCAAGGCCACGGCCAGGGUCUCAACCUCCGUGACAACGGCCUCAACGUGAUCAUUGGUGUCCGGAAGAGUGGCAAGUCGUGGAAGGAUGCCGAGCAGGACGGCUGGGUCGCCGGAAAGAACCUCUUCGAGGUCGACGAGGCCAUCUCCCGCGGCACCAUCAUCAUGAACCUUCUCAGCGAUGCCGCCCAGAGCGAGACAUGGCCCGCCAUCAAGCCGCAGAUCACCGAGGGAAAGACUCUGUACUUCUCCCACGGCUUCUCGCCCGUCUUCAAGGAUCUCACCAACGUCGACGUCCCCACCAACGUCGACGUUAUCCUCGUCGCUCCCAAGGGUUCCGGCCGGACUGUCCGGUCUCUCUUCCGCGAGGGCCGUGGCAUCAACUCGUCGGUCGCCGUCUACCAGGACGUCACCGGCAAGGCCGAGGAGAAGGCCGUCGCCUUGGGUGUUGCCGUCGGCAGUGGUUACCUCUACAAGACCACCUUCGAGAAGGAGGUCUACUCGGACCUGUACGGUGAGCGCGGCUGCCUGAUGGGCGGCAUCCACGGCAUGUUCCUCGCCCAGUACGAGGUCCUCCGCGAGCGCGGCCACAGCCCCAGCGAGGCCUUCAACGAGACCGUCGAGGAGGCCACCCAGAGUCUCUACCCGCUCAUCGGCGCCAACGGCAUGGACUGGAUGUACGAGGCCUGCUCCACCACCGCCCGCCGCGGCGCCAUCGACUGGACCCCGCGGUUCAAGGAUGCCCUGAAGCCCGUCUUCAACCAGCUGUACGACUCGGUCAAGAACGGCGAGGAGACGAAGCGGUCGCUCGAGUACAACAGCCAGCCGGACUACCGUGCCAGGUACGACGCCGAGAUGGAGGAGAUCCGCAACAUGGAGAUCUGGAGGGCAGGCAAAGCUGUCCGUGGCCUCCGCCCCGAGAACCAGAAAUAAGCGACCCUGGGGGGCGUUUUUAAAUAUGGAACGGUGAAUUGAGCUCGCAGUUAAUCACGGGGAACUUUGGCGUGUACUUGUAUUCUAGAUUCUCGGUCGGGAGAAUCUGGGCCUUUGGCACCAAAAAGUCUUUGCGUUUGACAUGGAUGGCCCUUCGGUUUGCUUCUGGCUUGAGGAGGAUCAUCGCUUUCAUACUACCAUAACCUACCUACUUUCGUCAUCAGAUUCCCUAACCUAUCUAUCUCUACCUAUCUUUGGGAUGCCAAAUUCAAGCUGCUUCUACUCUCCGUUAUCGGACGGCCCCUCAUUCCGCCAUCUCAUGUGAAGCUCUAUUCUGCUUAGGUACUCAAAUCGUUAACUGCCCGUCCAAUCUUCAAAAUUUUUAGCC